Pelobates fuscus (common spadefoot toad) is the source of this 1166-nucleotide messenger RNA. RefSeq names its product short chain dehydrogenase/reductase family 39U member 1 (gene SDR39U1). NCBI's taxonomy places the organism in Eukaryota, Metazoa, Chordata, Amphibia, Anura, Pelobatidae. The record is from RefSeq and is a predicted model, not a curated record. The transcript is spliced from 7 exons. The coding region runs from base 99 to 1004 and encodes 301 amino acids.
UCCUAUGGUUAUGGGCAGGCUCUUUGACUAGUAACAAGUCUUCCAGAUCCGUUCUAUCUUUCGUCCUACUCUAUGGUUAUCCCAACGUUGCUGCAGCGAUGAGGGUUAUUAUAGGAGGAGGCGGUGGGUUCAUUGGACAAUCACUAUCAAAUUUACUCUACAAACGAGGUCACAAAGUUACUAUAAUCUCCCGUCAACCAGGUCAGAAGAGGAUUACUUGGGAUGAUGUGUCCAAGAAAGGGAUUCCACCAUGUGAUGCUGUUGUUAACCUGGCUGGAGAGAAUGUUUUGAAUCCUCUAAAAAGGUGGACUGCACAGUUUAAGAAUGAAGUUAUAUCCAGCAGAAUCGAAACCACACAGACUCUGGCUAAGGCAAUUAGUUUGUCUGACAACCCACCACGAUCUUGGACCUUGGUUACUGGAGUGGGGUAUUAUCCUCCCAGUCGGACACAGCAAUAUUCAGAAGACAGUCCUGGAGGGGAUGCAGACUUUUUAUCCCAGUUAGUGAGAGAUUGGGAGGCAGCAGCACAGUUACCCAUCACUGACCGUAAUUCCAAAACACAGCUGGUGAUAAUCCGCUCAGGUGUGGUGUUGGGCCGUGAUGGUGGUGCCUUGCCUUCCAUGCUGUGGCCAUUUCGCCUCUGUUUAGGAGGCCCAGUGGGUUCUGGGCAACAGCCUUUUCCUUGGAUUCACAUUGAUGACUUAUGCCGGCUACUCUGUCAGACAAUAGAGCAGGAAGGAAAGGACGGGGGUGUUUUGAAUGCCGUGUCCCCUUCCUCUAUUUCAGAUACCAAUGCUGACUUCACUAGAGCACUGAGCAAAGCCUUGAAGCGCCCUGCUAUCUUUCCUGCUCCAGCGUUUGCCAUCCAGGCUCUUCUGGGAAAUGAAAGAGCUGUAAUGCUUUUGGAGGGUCAGAGGGUUACACCAAAAAGGACACUGCAAAAAGGAUUCACCUUCCUAUAUCCAGACCUCAACUCUGCACUUGCAGAACUCUUGAGUAAAUAACACGGGAUUUAGAUAUGUAAUAGAGAUAAGCUCUUUUCUUUUUUAUAGGUAGGCAGCUGUGUCCCAUACUGCUAGGUCACUGCUGGCUUCUAUAGCUGAUACAUAGAAUGCAUGCAGUAGUUAAGGGUAACUAGCAUAUACCGGUAAUUAAACAAAUGUUUU